AUGAGAAAAAUAAAUUUUGAUAGUUCAUCAAGAAAUAAUGAAAUACCACAAAUAGUUUAUGAUAAUAAAACUAGAGAAAAAUUUGAAUUUGUUUCUUACAACGGAGGGUGUAAUAUUAAUUUAAAAAGAUCAGAUGGGUCCUUAUUUCAUCCGUCAGCAAAAAAUCAAUCAAGAUUUAGUUUCUAUGUAAGUGAUAAUGAAAAUUAUCAUGACUCAAAAGAAAUAGAAAUUCAAAGUCAAUUGAAAAAUGAAAAGAUAAGAAAUAAAAAAGAAAUUAAAGAAAUAAAACACCAUUAUUUAGAUAAAAUAAAUAAAUUAAUACAAGAUUGUGAAAAUGAAAAAUUAACAAACCAAAUCCUCAAAAAUCAAUUGGAAAUUGAAAAAAAGCAAAUUGAAUAUUUAAAACAAAAAAUGGAAAAAGAUGAACUUUUACCAUUUAAAAAAUUUGAAAAUGAAAUUGAAAUUAAAAAAUUAGAAAAUGAUAAACUUUUAAAUCAAAUUAAACAAAUUGAAAUCCAAAAUAAUAGAAAGCUAUAUCAAAUUAAACAAAAUGGAAAAGAUAAAAGUGAAAGAGAAAAAGAAAAACUGGAAAAAAUAGCAAAUGAAAAAAGAACUGAACAAACCUAUGUAAUUGAAUCAGAAAAUAAAAUAAUUGAAAAAGAGAUGAUUGAAAGAGAAAAAUUGAAACAUGAAAAUCAAAAACAAGAAAUUGAAAGAAAGAAAAUAGAAACACUGCCAAUUGAACAAAAUGAAGAAAGAGAAAGACAACUUGAAAAAGCAAAAAGAGAAAAACUUGAUUGGGUGAGACAUAUAGAAAAACAAAUAUUAAAGAUAGAAAGAAGAAACAAUUAA
This is a messenger RNA of Dictyostelium discoideum AX4, 852 nucleotides long. RefSeq lists its product as hypothetical. NCBI's taxonomy places the organism in Eukaryota, Evosea, Eumycetozoa, Dictyosteliales, Dictyosteliaceae. The record is from RefSeq and is a predicted model, not a curated record. Bases 1 to 852 code for a protein of 283 amino acids. The transcript is spliced from 2 exons.